GCUGUGUAUUGGCGGCUGAUGCUGAGGUUCGGCUGACGGGCGCUCAUCGUUUCUGCCUCAUCGCCGCGGCGCGGUUCAAAGCGCGGGGUCUGUUAGAUCGUUCAUUUCUCCGUUUCCCGCCUCCUCACCGACCCCCCCCAUCUGCCAGGAGAUGCACCGGCUCCAGUCCAUCGCUGCUCGCUCCCUCAUGGCCGGAGCAUUAGAGCCAUGCCCGGCUCUAGCCGCUCCUGUGCCCGGCAGGCGGACGAACCGCGCCGGGCUGAGGCGCUACAACGCGUCCGGGGCUCCAGCAGCAGCAGUGGCCGCAGCGCGGAACGGGAAGGCCCGGGAGAAGACGCUGACCAUGGAGACCCUGAACCCGCAGGUGAAGGCUGUGGAGUACGCGGUGAGGGGACCCAUCGUGAUCAAAGCUGGGGAGAUCGAGAGGAUCUUGCAGGAGGGGGGUAAAAAGCCCUUCACUGAGGUCAUCAAAGCCAACAUCGGGGAUGCGCACGCCAUGGGACAGCAGCCCAUCACGUUCCUCAGACAGGUGGUCGCUCUCUGCACCUUCCCUGAGCUCCUGGACAGCCCCAGCUUCCCAGAGGACGCUAAGCGGAGAGCACAGCGUAUCCUGCAGGGCUGCGGGGGGCGUAGCCUGGGGUCAUACAGUGCCAGCCAGGGGGUGGACUGCAUCCGGCAGGACAUUGCUGCAUACAUCGAGCAGAGAGACCAGGGAGUGCCGUCCAACUGGGAGAACAUCUUCCUCACCACCGGUGCCAGUGAUGGGAUUGUGAGUAUCCUGCGUCUCCUGGUGUCGGGUGAAGGUCGCGCCCGCACCGGAGUGAUGAUCCCCAUCCCUCAGUAUCCGCUCUACUCCGCAGCCAUCGCAGAGUUGGGCGCUGUGCAGGUCAACUACUACCUCGACGAGGACAACUGCUGGGCCUUAGACGUGCACGAGCUGCACAGAGCAUAUCAGGCUGCCAAGCAGCACUGCCAGCCCCGAGUCCUCUGCAUCAUCAACCCGGGAAACCCCACAGGUCAAGUCCAGAGCAAGAAGUGUAUCGAGGACGUCCUGCAUUUCGCCUAUGAGGAGAACCUGUUUGUCAUGGCUGAUGAGGUGUAUCAGGAGAACGUCUAUGCCCCGGACUGCGAGUUCCACUCCUUUAAGAAGGUGCUGUAUGAGAUGGGGCCGGAGUACUUCAACAGCGUGGAACUGGCCUCGUUCCACUCCACUUCCAAAGGUUACACAGGAGAGUGCGGCUUCAGGGGCGGCUUUAUGGAGAUCGUAAACCUGGAUCCGGAGGUCAAGGCCCAGCUGGUGAAGCUGCUGUCGGUCAGACUGUGCCCCCCGGUGGCAGGCCAGGCUGCCAUGGACGUGAUCGUGAACCCUCCACAGCCAGACGAGCCCUCGUUCGCUCAGUUCCACAAGGAGAAGGCCUCAGUGCUGGGUGCCCUGGCAGAUAAAGCUAAGCUGACGGAGCAGAUCCUCAGCGCCGUGCCUGGAAUCAAGUGCAAUCCUGUCCAGGGAGCCAUGUACGCAUUCCCCCAGAUUUUCAUCCCCCCCAGAGCAGUGGAAGAGGCCAAGGCUCUGGGAAUGCAGCCAGACAUGCUGUACUGCCUCAGGCUCCUGGAGGAGACCGGAAUCUGCGUCGUCCCUGGAAGCGGCUUCGGCCAGAGGGAGGGCACCUACCACUUCAGGAUGACCAUCCUGCCGUCUCCUGAGAAGCUGAAGGUGCUGCUGGAGAAAGUGCGAGAUUUCCACAUCAAGUUCCUGAAGGAGAAUUCCGCUCUGGAAGAGCCUCAGUGCCGAGUGCAGGCCUGAGGAGACCAGACCGGACAUGCUCACGUUUACUUAACACACUAACCCCACAGUAACAGUAGUGUUAAGCAGCGUUGACUUACUAUGAUUUAUUACUGUCUGUUCAGGUGAGCCGGUCGGGACGGGCUGUUCGGUUCUGUUCGUGCCUUUUUUUGAAAUGUCGUUAUAAAGAAAAAGGGAUGGGGUCAGUUUAGGCUACAGCAUUAAAGCAUGAAUGUUCAGAAGCCCCCCACCCUCACCCGUACCCCCACCCCCACCCCCACCCACAUCGCAUCCGAACACAGAGCCCAUUCAGGCAAUUGUCCCUAAACUUGUCACUUUUAAUCUGAGCUCUAAAAUUCCUGUUGGUUACUUAGUUUUGCACUUCCCAGAGAAUUUCUGCGGCGUUAUUUUUGGGGCUGUUCGACUGUCGAUUCCGAGGCUUUUCGCUGCGGUGAAAAUUUUAUCUAGAGCCUGUUUUUUUUUAGUAUUUGAUGCUUGGAAAAGGUUUUUUUUUUGUGUAGAUGCUAUUAAGCUAAUGAAGGAUGAAUUAACUCUGCUUAUUGAUUUUAGGGACACAAUUAGCUUUAAUAACAAAUGCAGUCAGUAGAGCUGUAGUUUUAAUGAACCACCAGCCAGCUAAGUAAUUAUUUCCCAAUCCCGGAUAGCAAGCGCGUCUCGGACCACUUGAAAAGGGCCGGUGUCUCGCUGCUUGGACCACCCAGAUUAUCUGCAUAAGAGGUCUAACUGGUUUAUAAUCUCUUCAGACAGAGUUUGUCUAAAGCUCCCCCGUGGGCCGUCAGCAGGCCGGAAGUGGCUCGCGAUCUUCUUGCUGUCCGGGAUAAAGGACCCCUGUACAUACGGAUUGACAGUAGGCGCUGUAAUCCUCCUCGCUGUCUCUGCUGAACAGUUCGCGCCGGAGCCAGCGGACGCAGUUGGCCGCAGAGCAAGGCUGUGAAAGUUUUUACGCUUAAAACGCACAAGAGUUUAUAACGAGUCCUGUUUGAGGAAUGAAUUCGGUGUCCUGGAAAAUUCCAUGGGAACUUUUUCACAGCGGUUUUAUUAACACCGGUCACUCCUCGACGUGGUAACGCAUAAAGGGAAUUAUGAAGUUCCCGCCGGUCUCCUGUUACUGUAUCGUGCCAAACGUUUGCUUUUACUUUUGCAAGGUUCUGUUACUUUAUCGGUCAUUCUGUUUACAAUAUGCUUUGUUUAUAUUUUUGGUUUUUAAUAAAUACUGAAUGAAUUUGAAGAAAAAAAAUCCAGUUGUUUUAACUCGACCAGUGUUUGUCUACAGGCUACUGAGGUGCCUUUAGAGUUCAUUUUUAAUUAUGCGGUCAUUUAUUAUUAUUAUUAUUAUUAUUAUUAUUAUUGUUAUUAUUAUUAUUAUUAUUAUUUGUUUUUUGUAAACACCAAUUCUCUGUGGAUUUUUUUCCCUGACAGCUCAGUUUCCUUUGCUAAUCUGUGGCAAGUUUUCAGAAUUAAAGCCGGAACAGUUUUGUGUAAAUAUUGUUAA
Messenger RNA from Pygocentrus nattereri (red-bellied piranha), 3293 nucleotides. RefSeq names its product glutamic pyruvate transaminase (alanine aminotransferase) 2 (gene gpt2). Gene Ontology annotation, molecular function: L-alanine:2-oxoglutarate transaminase activity; pyridoxal phosphate binding. Bases 152 to 1801 code for a protein of 549 amino acids. The transcript has 11 exons. The record is from RefSeq and is a predicted model, not a curated record. Gene Ontology annotation, biological process: biosynthetic process. Lineage: Eukaryota; Metazoa; Chordata; Actinopteri; Characiformes; Serrasalmidae.